Messenger RNA from Heterocephalus glaber (naked mole-rat), 3826 nucleotides. Lineage: Eukaryota; Metazoa; Chordata; Mammalia; Rodentia; Bathyergidae. The record is from RefSeq and is a predicted model, not a curated record.
CCUCACCUCCGGUCCCCCCCGCACAGAUGAGCGGAUCUCCUGCCCAAAGGGCUGCCUGUCUUGUAUGUAUGUUGGACCGCUGCAACAGAGGGCACCCUUAUUGUGAAGUAAUAGUGUAUGGCUACUGGCCGCAGGCCUCUCCUGAGACUGCAACAGUCAGCUGAUACCCUGUGCAGUCAUGCUCCCUUCACCCAGCUCCCCGGCUAUGGGGCUGUCCAUGCUGCAAGAUUGGUGCAGGUGGAUGGGUGUGAACGUGCAGCACUGCCUGCUCAUCAUGGGCAUCCCUGAUGACUGCGAGGAAGAUGAGUUCCAAGAGAUACUGCAGGCUGCGCUGAGACCCCUGGGCAGAUUCCGAGUGCUCUGCAGGGUGUUCAGAAAGGAGCUUGGAGCCAGGGUUGCUUUGGUCGAGUUUGCUGAGUAUUUAAACCGAAGUUUGAUCCCCCCACAAAUAUCAGGCAGUGGGGAGCCCUGGAGUGUGAUCUUCCUGCCCCACGUCCCUGAUUCUGAGUUUCAGGAGAGUCAAAAUCUCCCUGCACAGCCCCAGGGGCAAGCAGUGGGAGAAAGCGUGGGUAAAGGAGGAGCUGCAAGUGAGGGAGGAGCUGCAGCUGAGGAAGGAGCUGCAGGAGUUUCAAGUGAGGCAGGAGCUGCAGGUGAAGCAGGAGCUGCAGGUGAAGCAGGUGUUUCAGGUGAGGAAGGAGCUGCAAGUGAGGCAGCAGCUCUUGGUGAGGAAAGAGCUGCAGGUGAGGCAGGAGCUCCUGGUGAGGAAGAAUCUGUAGAUGAAGACACUUCAGGGGCUGCAGCUGAGCCAGGGGCUGCAGCUGAGGCAGGAGCAGUGUGUGAGGCAGGGCCUGAAGAUGAGGAAAGAGAUGAACUUGAGCCAGGAGCUGUAGAUGUGGCAGGGGUAGCAGAUGAGGCAGGAGCUGCAGGAGAGCCAGGAGCAGUAGGGGAUGCAGAUGAGGCAGGAGAGCCAGGAGUAGCAGGUGAAGCAGAAGCUGCAGGAGAGCCAGGAGCAGCAGGUAUGGCUGGAGCUGCAGGUGAUCUAGGGGCAGCAGGGGAUGCAGGUGAGGCAGGAGCAGCAGAUGAGGCAAGAGCUGUAGGAGGGCCAGGAGCAGCAGGGGCUGCAGGAGAGCCAGGAGCAGCAGGGGCUCCAGGUGAGGCAGGAGAUGCAGGUGUGGCAGGAGCUGUGGGUGAGCCAGGAGCUGCAGGUGAGCCAGGAGCUGCAGGUGAGCCAGGAGCUGCAGGUGAGGCAGGAGCUGCAGGUGAGCCAAGAGCAGCACGUAUGGCAGUAGCUGUAGGUGUGGCAGGAGCUGCAGGUGAGCCAGGAGCUGCAGGGGCUGCAGGUGAGGCAGGAGCAGCAGGGGCUGCAGAUGAGGAAGGAGCAGCAGGUAUGGCAGGAGCUGUAGGUGUGGCUCCAGCUGCAGGUGUGGCAGGGGCUGCAGGUGAAGCAGGAGCUGCAGAUGGGGCAAGAGUGUCAGAUGAGGAAGGAGCUGCAGGUGACAUAGUUGAAGGUGCUAUAGGAGUUGUGGGUAUGGCAGGAGCUGCAGGUGAGGCAGGACCUCCAGAAGAAGGGGCCUGGGAUGCAGCAGCAGCGACCCAUCAUAGAGCAGGAGCCCAGCAGUGGGAUCAGGCCCUGCAGCCCAUCCUGGAAAACGUGGCAUACCAGGAACUGAGACCCUUUUCCGGGAUUCCAGAGCAAGACCCUGAAGAAGAGUCCUUCGAGAGCUGGCUGAACCAUGCGAAUGACAUGCUGUACCUGUGGCGCCAUAUAUCAGAGAGGGAGAGGAGGAGGAGGCUGGUGGAGUGCUUGGAAGGCCCUGCCCUGGAUGUCAUUUGCGAGCUCUUGGAGGAGCACCCAGACAUCCCUGUGCAGGACUGCCUGGCCAUGCUGGUGCAGGUGUUUGGGAACAAGGACAUCGGGGUGACCACACGGCUGAAGUUUCUGAUCUGCUCACAGGGGCCUCGGGAGACGCUCUUGGCCUAUGUGAUGCGCCUGGAAGGCCUCCUGCAGUCGGCCGUGGAGAAGGGCGCCAUCCUUCCAGCCGCCGCAGACCAGAUGCGAGCCCGGCAGGUGAUGAUGUGGGCCAGGCCGAACUGGAUUCUCCAGAACAAGCUGAGAAGGAUGCAGCUGGAGAGGAGGCCCCCUGGCUUCCGGGCGCUGUUCCACCUGGUGCUGGAGACCGAGGCCUGGGAGGCAGCCUUGGCUGGGAAUGAGCUGUUGGGAGGUGAGGCCACCGAGGCUGGGCCAUCCCACCGAGAGGCUGCUGGGCCUGGGCCUGGGCCUGCCCCUGCUGUGGAAGAUGCUUCGCAGGCCUCCCCAGCCGGGGAAGAGGCCAGUGCCCAGGCUGCUUCUGACUCUGAGUGUGCUGCUGAGGUUGCUUCUGAUACCAAUGAUGCCACAAAGUCAACCACUCAGGAAGACGAAGAAACCUUUGGUCCUGCAGGCCUAGGCCAGGCAGGGCCCUCUGAGGCCCCUGAGGCUUCCACCUCAGCCCUGGUGUGCAGUGUUUCUGGGGCAGGUCCAGGAGGGCCUGGCUAUGGGCCAGAGAGCCUCGCCCAGGCAGCAGAGCAGGGGGCUGAGGAGUUCAUUCUGGAGGGGCUCAAGGCUGUCCUGGAAGAGUUGGGAAAUGAAGUUGAGGAUGGGGAGAUGAGCCACCCCGAGUCCUCCUCAAGAGAAUAGGCUCAGAAUGCCCAGGGGCCUCCUCUCUGCUCAGGCGGCCGGCCCCAGUGUCAGGGGGAGGUGAGGCCAGGGCCACUGGCCAGCCCAAACCAAACUCUCAUAUCUUUCCACUCCCCAAAGGGCCCCUGGCCAGUACCACCUGGCCUUCCAAGUGACCCAGGCGACCAUGGGUACACUAGGGAGAAGAGGCCAUCUCAAGUGUGCCAGCUGCCUGGCUCUCCCCACGGGGGACCGCCCCAUCACCCCUCCAUUUCCUGUUCCUGUCCCUGGUGCAGACCGCUUUCUGCCCUGGGAAGCCCACUCGUAUGUGUAGGGCCCAUCGUGGCCCUGGGUUCAGGCGAGCGCCCAUCCCCACGUCAGCCGCCGUUCUUGUGCAAAGCUUUGCGGUGUGCGCCUGUGCAUGUGUGUGUGUGUGUGUGUGUGUCAGCCCCGGGCAGAGGUCCCAGCUCACCUGGCCCGCACAGCCGGCCGGCCACCUCCAGGCCUGGGCCCGUGCCGUGAGCUUCCUUCUGUGCCAGCCAAGGCUCCGCCCGCUCCUGCCCAGUGUCUGAGCUUAGCCUCUGCUUCCUCCCGCUGGAUCUGGGCCAGCCGCCUGCCGCUGGUUCUCAUGGAGACAUGUGCGUUGUUACCUGAACAGUUCCUGUCUGGAGACCCCGGGACCCGUCCCGGGAGAAGGAGGGAAGGAUGGACCGCGACGGAGUCACCCUGUGACUGUGACUGCGGCUGUGAUUGGGACACGACUUUGGACAGGAUGAACUGGGCCAGGGAUGGAAGGAGAAGGCCGGGCCUGCUUGGGUGUUCUACUCAUGCUGUUAUUUGUGACUCAGUUUCUUUGGUGUGGUGGAGCAUUCCUUGUGUUUUCUGGUGUCUUGGAUUAUCUGUGCCGGCCAUCUCAUAGGGCCACUCCACAGUGGGUCAGCUCCCUAGAGAGUUCCUUGAAGUGACUAUGCAUUGUCAGAGGCCAUCAUUCUGGCCAGGGGCAGAUCUGGGCCCCUUGGGGAGGGACAUGUCUGGAGGGCCCAGCACGGCGGGGUGGGGCGCGGAUGAGACACCUUGUCAAGAGCCCUGGGGCAGGUAGGACCUGUGGCUUGUAGUGGUUGUAGCAUGGUCCCAUUUGUGGUGACAUCCCCUUCUUUUCAAUGGUUUCAG